Nicotiana tabacum (common tobacco) is the source of this 1071-nucleotide messenger RNA. Its product is annotated as light-harvesting complex-like protein 3 isotype 1, chloroplastic. Lineage: Eukaryota; Viridiplantae; Streptophyta; Magnoliopsida; Solanales; Solanaceae. The record is from RefSeq and is a predicted model, not a curated record.
AAAAAAAAUAGAAGAUGCUGAUUCAGCGGCGGUGCCAUUAAUUUUAUCCCUCUAUUUAAUUAUUUUCCUUAAAAAAGUCACCAGAAGUGGAAGUAGAUGUUGUCAGGAAGAUAUGGGUUGCCAUGCCCAUGAUGUUGCAGAAAAGAGUUGCAGAAUUAGAUAAGCUUUAUUUAUUUCAGAAUGGGCCUUCCUAACACCACAUCUCAUUCAAGAGGAGAAGAGUAAGUUUGAGCCAAACCAGAGAUUACUUACAAUUAUGGCUGCUGUUGCUGUUACUUCAUUUACACACACAGCUUACAGCUCUCAUCACUUAAAGAAGAAACAAUGGCCUCAAGCCAAGUGCAUGAAGAUUACCAAUGUCAUGACUCCAAAAGUUGAAGCAGAAACACACUUAAACGUUGUUGAAAUUAAAGACAGAUCUUCUUUGCUGAUUGAUGAUAAUGUCAAGCCCACAAGAAAGAAUGAAACACAAGACAGUACAGGUACAGAAUCUCAAGUCCUAAGGUUUUCGGACGAGCGAUGGAAGAAUGGGACAUGGGAUCUCAAUAUGUUUGUGAAAAAUGGCAAAAUGGAUUGGGAUAGUGUCAUAGUUGCAGAAGCACAGAGGAGGAAAUUCCUUGAACUUUUCCCAGAAGCAGCAACAAACCAAGAACCUGUGGUCUUUAGAAGUUCUGUUAUACCAUGGUGGGCAUGGAUGACACAUUCUCACCUCCCUGAAGCUGAGCUGCUAAAUGGAAGAGCUGCAAUGGUGGGAUUUUUCAUGGCCUAUCUAGUGGAUGUUUUAACAGGGCUUGAUGUUGUAGGCCAAAUGGGUAGUUUCAUAUGUAAAACUGCUCUCUUAGCAACAGUUGGAGGUGUAAUUGUGUUUAGGAAAAGGACAGAUUUUGACAACUUAAAGAAGCUAGCUGAUGAAGCUACAUUUUAUGACAAGCAAUGGCAAGCGUCAUGGCAAGAUCAACCUUCUACAAAUGGUGAUUCAAAGCAACAAAGGAAGUGAAUUCUUUUUUUGUGUUUGGGAUGAUAUUGACUUCUUAUAUUGUACCUGUGCAAUCAAAAUGCCAUAGUUAUAUA